UCAAACAAACUCACUACAUGAUAAAUUCGGAGUAUUUACAUUCUGCAAUCAUCGCAAUGCAAACAUCGUUUGGGAAACGCUUCUGUGAGUUCAAACAAGGUCACGACAUGAUAAUUUCGGAGUAUUUACAUUCUGCAAUCAUCGCAAUGCAAACAUCGUUUGGGAAACGCUUCUGUGAGUUCAGAGAGGAAAAAAACACAUUAUCCUUCCCGGUCACUCCCUUAAGCAUCGAUCCUUCCCUACUGAAUACGACUGCAUUGGCAGGUGUGAGUCAACCUGAUCUUGAGAUGGAACUGGCCGACAUAGCCAACAAAGACAUAUGGGUGUCCAAGUUUAGACGCUUGACAGAAGACCUUGAAGAUGUUGCCCGUCAGAAGGCCGUUCUUGCUCAGAAUCACAAAUGGAGUGAUAUUGAAAACCUUCCAAAACCGGACAAACUUGUGUUCGAAACAUGGAAUGCUAUGCCCGACAUUUAUGUAAACAUGAAAAAGUAUGCGCUUGGAGUCCUGUCGAUCUUUGGAUCCACAUAUGUAUGUGAGCAGGUGUUCUCCAACAUGAACUUUAUUAAAAACAAACAUCGUGCACGCCUCACAGAUGACAGCUUGCGAUCCUGUGUAAAGAUGAAGGUGACGUCAUACAGCCCUGAUGUGCAGACGCUGUGCGCUGAGGUCCAGGAGCAGAAAUCCCAUUAACCAAGUAUGAUAAAUAUUUUAAUUGCCUAUUAUUUUAUGUAUAUUCAUAUUUUUUCAUUGUUCAGUGAAAUAGUCCUUUUAUUUUUCAGGCUGACAGCUGGCUGAUGUUAUUUUUGGUUUGCUGCUGGCGGCAAAUUUAAGUUUGGCGUUUUUCAUAAAUACAAGAAGGACUCAAAUAGACGUUGAGUAUUUUACUUAAAAGUAACCUUCAACCCAACGUCUUUUUUUCGGAGUUCAAAAUGUUUUUGUUGCAUGCAGAAAUGUAAUUUCGUUUUCUCUGCAGGAGUUCAUCAAUUUCAUAAAUGCAACACAUUAUAGUUUGUUUAUACAUAGCAUAAAGGCAAAAAAAACGUUGUAUGCAGUGUUAUUUCAUUUUAAAUGUCAAACGGGU
Hypanus sabinus (Atlantic stingray) is the source of this 1083-nucleotide messenger RNA. RefSeq lists its product as uncharacterized. The record is from RefSeq and is a predicted model, not a curated record. The transcript is spliced from 2 exons. NCBI's taxonomy places the organism in Eukaryota, Metazoa, Chordata, Chondrichthyes, Myliobatiformes, Dasyatidae. The coding region runs from base 18 to 692 and encodes 224 amino acids.